AUGCAAAAAAAACAGGCAGAAUUGCGCGCCUACUACGACAACUUUCCGGAUAUUGAAGAAAUUACGAAUCAAAAGGCGCCAAAUAUACAAAAAGCUGAAGCAUUUACACAAUCUAUAUUAUCUGAAUUACCUUCAGGAAAUGUGACUCAGCGAGAUACAGCAUGCCAUGUUUUAUUCCAUCUACUUGGAAAUGAAAAACAAGACUGUCUCUUUUUUGAUUCUAGACAAGGUGUUAGUCUAAAUGAUGCAUCUGGGAAUUUAGUUGAUCUUAGCUUUCAAGAUAGACCAUUUGUUUUAAAAGUAAGUGAUAUCGAUGGUCUCGGCAAUCAGAAAUUUAAAAAGGAUGCACAAUACGAUAUGAAACUUAUUAAAACAUUGGAUCGUGUGAUUCAACAGAAUCAAGCAGAUCCAAUUAUUGAUGAUUUACUUGAAAGAUUAUCUAAAGCACAUCAUAUUGAUAAAAAGAAAAUUACUUUUAAAAUUGUGUACUGCGGAUCCUUUUGUGUAGUUUAUACCGUCACCGAUUUAGCCACAAAUGUAAUUAGAACACUCACAGGCAUUGAAAGCAAGCUAAGAAAUCAAUUUAAACAAUUUGUAGCUGCAAAAAUUCAUCCACUCUUAUAUCGUCCGUCAUUCGACAUAUCGCAUUUCGACGAGCGUGGAAAUAAAACUUUUACUGGUCAUAUAACCACAUUUGAGGUUGGACCAUUUGGAAGAACGAAAAAUUAUACACAACCAGGUGGUUGGACAAGAUAUGGAUUGAAAGUAUUAGGUAAAUAUAAGAGUGACGAGUGGCUAAAACCGUUUGGACAUCCUGGAAAUUGGUAUAGAGCAUAUCAUGGCACAGGAAAUGCAACAGCUGAUGAUUUUGGUAGUUCUGGAGCUGCAUUUCAUAAGCAAUUUGCACCAGUUGAUGCAGCUGCUAGUAUAUUUGAAAAAGGCUUUCGACCAGCUAGAGUCAACCGUUACGGUGAUGGUGUAUACUGCUCUCCAAAUCCGACUUUUCCGGAAAAGAGCUUUAUUCGUGAAAUUGAAUUAGAUACGAAGCAAGGAAAGAAGACCUUUAAAUGCAUGUUGAUGGUAGCUGUAAAUCCUGAUGGCGUCAAAUUUGCUACCAAUGACAUAUGGGUCGUCAAAUCUCCUGAUAAUAUUCGAACUUAUGGAAUACUCAUAAAAGAAGCUUAA
Molecule: messenger RNA, 1185 nt
Organism: Rotaria sp. Silwood2
Lineage: Eukaryota; Metazoa; Rotifera; Eurotatoria; Philodinida; Philodinidae
Source: the annotation of a GenBank genome assembly